AUGAGUCCAUUAAUGUUCUUAUUAAUUUUUAUUGCCAAUAUUCAUACUAUUCUAACUGCACCUCCAUCAUUAACAAGUUAUGAUGAUAAAGUAAAUGCUUUAUUAAGUAAAAUGACCGACGAAGAAAAAGCUGGUCAAAUGACACAAAUAACAAUAAAUCUUAUAUUAAAAGAUGCAAGUAAACCAUGGGACCAAAUUGAAGUUGAUCCUGCGAAAUUAGCUACAGCUAUACAAGAUUAUAAAGUUGGUUCGAUUUUGAAUGUAGCUGAAACCGGUGCUUAUUCACUCGCUAAAUGGCAUGAUAUUAUAGAAAAAGUACAAGACGAAGCACAACGAUCUCGUUUACAGAUUCCAAUUUUAUACGGUAUUGAUUCCAUACAUGGUGCUAAUUAUAUUCGAGAUAGUGUUUUAUUUCCGCAAGCAACUGGUCUUGCUGCAACAUUCAAUACAACUUUAGCACAUGAACUUGGCCGGAUAGUUGCACAUCAAACACGAGCAGCUGGAAUUACAUGGAAUUUUCAUCCACAAGUUGAUAUUGGUCGUCAAAAAUUAUGGCCACGUUUAUGGGAAACAUUUGGUGAAGAUGUCAAACUUGUUAAAGAUAUGGGUCGGGCAUAUACGGAAGGCAUGCAAGGCGAUGAUUUAACAUCACGUGAAAGCGUUGCUGCUUGUCUUAAACAUUAUGUUGGCUAUGGAUUACCGUUGACUGGUCGCGAUCGAACACCAGCAUGGAUUGAUGAACGACAUAUGCUUGAAUACUUUCUACCACCAUUUGAAGAAAGCAUUCGUGCUGGUGCUGUUUCAGUUAUGAUUAAUUCUGGUGAAGUGAAUGGUAUUCCUGGUCAUGCGAAUUAUCAUUUAUUAACUGAAGUUCUUAAAGAAAAAUAUCAAUUUCACGGAUUUACUGUUUCCGAUUGGGAAGAUAUUAAACGUCUUCAUACUCGAGAACAGACAGCUGCUACAGAAAAAGAAGCUGUUCGUCAAGCAGUCAUGGCUGGUGUUGAUAUGAGCAUGGUACCAUUUGAUUUUUCAUUUUAUAAUCUAACACUUGAAUGUGUAAAAGAUGGUUCAAUACCACGAUCACGUUUAGAUGAUGCUGUACGUCGUAUUCUUCGUGUUAAAUACGCAUUAGGCUUAUUCGAUGGAAGAAAUGGAUGGCCUGAUAGUUCAGCGCUUGCUACUUUUAAUAAACCUGAAUAUGAUGAAACUAAUCUUCAAGCAGCACGUGAAGGAAUUACUUUACUUAAAAAUAGUGGAGAUAUUUUACCACUACAGAAUUCAGCAAUCACUACAACAAAUAAAGUAAUAGUCACUGGUCCAACAUCGAAUGUUCUUACAUCACUCAAUGGUGGCUGGUCGUAUACGUGGCAAGGAAAUGAUGAAUCGAUUUAUCCACAAAAUUUAAGAAGUAAAACAAUUCUUGAAUCCCUCCGAACACGUUUAGGAGCAACAAGAAUUGAAUAUUACAAUAGUUCAUCGUUUGAUCAAUUAUUUGAUAUUAGUGACUUAUUAAAUGCUGCACCAUCUGCUAGCUAUAUAGUAGUAUGUCUCGGUGAACAAGCCUAUACAGAAACACCAGGAAAUAUCAAUGAUUUGACAUUAGAUGAUGCUCAAUUACGAUUAGUUGAACAAAUCAGAAAUCGUACACAAAUACCAAUCAUUACUGUACUUGUUCAAGGGCGACCGAGAAUUAUUCGUCGUAUUGUUGAUUUAUCAUCGGCUAUCAUUAUGAUGUAUUUACCGGGCAUGGAAGGAGGUCGAGCACUUGCCGAUAUCUUACUUGGUGAUUACAAUCCAAGUGGACGUUUACCAAUAACUUAUCCAAAAUAUAAUCAUCAUCUAUCAACAUAUGAUUUUAAACUGGCUGAAAACAGAGUUGGUAAUUUUAUCGAUGUAGAAUUUGAAUUCGGACAUGGAUUAAGUUAUACAACAUUUGAUUAUUCAAAUUUUAAUGUCGCACCGACAAUUGAAUGGAAUGAUCAAUUAACUAUUACGUUGGAUGUACGUAAUAGCGGCACAAGACAAGGUGCUCAUACAGUACUUUUAUAUGUUUCCGAUCUGUAUCGAACAGUGACACCACCCAAUAAGGAAUUGAAAGGCUAUAAAAAAUUAUCAUUAGAAGCAGGUCAACAAACACAAAUUCAAUUUACUCUUCGUCGUGAUGAUUUAUCUUUCAUUGGGAUUGAUCUAACUCGGCAAACUGAACCUGGUAUUUUCACAGUGACUGUUGGUAGUUUCGCAACUAAUUUUACAUUAGCUGCCGGACAAACUCCUACCAAUUCAGUAUCAGCAUUUAUGCAAGUCAACCACAGUUAUUGGAUUUAUUUUAUUCACAUCUUUGCUUUUGUCAUGGUCAAACUCAUAUAA
Messenger RNA from Rotaria socialis, 2367 nucleotides. The record is from the annotation of a GenBank genome assembly. NCBI's taxonomy places the organism in Eukaryota, Metazoa, Rotifera, Eurotatoria, Philodinida, Philodinidae.